Orbicella faveolata is the source of this 1449-nucleotide messenger RNA. RefSeq lists its product as uncharacterized. The record is from RefSeq and is a predicted model, not a curated record. Lineage: Eukaryota; Metazoa; Cnidaria; Anthozoa; Scleractinia; Merulinidae.
UUGAAAACAGAGAUGUUCCUAUUCUCAGUCUCCAUAGGUAAGACACACAACGGAGAGACUAAGUACCAGCCACAAGAAAAUGGCGGGGAAAAGUGGUUCUGCAGGUGAUCUCGUGGGAAAAGUUCUCCAGGGAACUUGUGGAUGGUCGGAUUCAUCCAUUGUCAAGUGUGGAAGGUUCUAUCCAGGCUCUGUGAAGACAACAGAGGAUCGUUUGCUGCAUUAUUCGAGGGUCUUUCCUUGCGUGGAGUGCGACACGAGCAACUAUGCGAUUCCCAGCCCGGCUGUUGUGGAAAAAUGGCUCAAGUGUGUUCCUGCUGGUUUCAAGUUCCAUUUCAAAGCUUUUGGAUUCUUUACAAGAAAAUCAAUCUCUCUAUCAGCACUACCACAUGUUGUUAGAGACGAGCUGCCAGCAAGCAUCCUAAAUGGACAAACAUCAAUCACAUGGGAGGAACUGACAGAAGUGCAAAAACAGAAACUCUGGGACAGAUAUAAUUCUGCACUUCUCCCAGCUUAUCAGAAGAACAAGUUGGGAGUUGUGGUUUUCCAGUUCCACCUAGGUUUUCACCCCACUGAUGUGAACAAGAAGCACAUAAUAGAAUGUAGGAAAUUUCUUGAUGUCCGUUAUCCUAUGGCUGUAGAGUUUCGCUCCCGAGUUUGGUUUUCAGCAGAAAACCUGCCUGUGUCCUUAGACUGGCUGAAACAGCAUAAUAUCGGUGGGUAUACCCUUUUACACCCCUGCGAGGAGAGAGGAACUGUGAGAGAAAAGUGUCUUGUCUGAUAGCAAUACAUUACAAAGAACUUGAACCAGCUUGAAAACCUAGGGGUGCAGUUUUGGGUGCAUGUACAGUAAUGGCAUGAUUUUGCCUUACAUUUUUUGUUAUUUUGGGGUUUUAAGAGAGUUCUGAGAGUAUUAGUCAUCAGUUCUCUCUAUGUGAUGUGACCUGGCUCCUUUGAUUUAAAUCUAGUGUUAUUAGGGUAAAUAGGAUGUAAGAAAGUAGCACGUCAUGGUCAGGAAUUGUAUUGUGUUUGUAAAUACCCAAUCCCCAACCCACAACUUAAUUGAGCUGCAACAAAAGCAGAUCUAUAUCAUGGUAAUUUUGUUACACUAUUUCUUACACUGUAACUUGACUGAUGAUUCCCUGAAACGUUACAAAUAGGAGACAUUUAGCAAUACAAUUGAAAGAAAUUUAAGUGUUAUGGCAUCUGUUUAAAACUUCUAUAAUGGUGGCAGGAUCUAGGGAAAACUCGUAGGAAAAUCCCUAAGAGGUACCAAGAUCCUGUUGUGUGGGUGUGGCUUGAAAUUUUUUCACUCCCAAGAGGCAGCAAUUCUAAAACAAGACCAUAUCUCCUGUCAUUUUUUUUUCAGCUCAGUACCCCAAAAGGUAGCACAAAAGCCCCUGCAGAGGACCUUUUGAGGCUGAAUGCCCUAAGAGGUACCAAACUCCUCCU